CACACUGUAAAAAAUUACUCAGAAAAAAGGGGUAAAAAACAGAAGUGACUUGGAAACAGCAUAUUUGUAAUAGCUGUCUAAUUCAAUGAACACCAACAUGAGUAUGAUAUUAUAGUUACUAGGAACAUUAACAAGUGCAACGACCAAAUGUCAUCAGGAAGCAGAUGCUGGUGCAGUAUUAUAUUUGUCCUUGUCUGUACAGCGUCGAUGUAGAACGGAUGUCUAGCCCUGAAACAUCAACCACUAAGAGCCAAAAUGGAUUUUUCCAGAACACUGUUCUACGUGGCAGGAAUUAUUGCUACACUCUGCAGUUGCAGUAUUGCAGGUCCUUCACCUUGUGAGCAGCUGGUGGGAAAAACUACAGAACGAGGAGAUUAUCCUCCAUCACCCACUUUUACUGUGAUUCCAUUACAACCUUCAUAUGACAAAGGACAGGAAAUCACUAUGAUAUGCGCCCCUCCAAAUAACACCAAUGCUAAAGGAAUUCGUUAUUACAGGAAUUUUACUGAAAUACAAUGCGAUAAACAGAUGGAAAAACUGACCCAUUGCCACAUUGUCAUAUCAAAGAAAGAGAAUGAAGGUGUUUAUAAUUGUGGCUACUGGGUGAUAAUUAAUGGAACUGAGAGGCUGUCAUAUGGCAGUGACGUAGUGAAUAUCAUGAUAGGAGCAGAUACCACAACAUCUUGGAUUUAUUACACAGCAGGUGGCAUUGUGGUUUUCGCUGUAUGCUUCAUAUCAUGCCUAUUGUACAAGAGAUCUCAGAAAAGGAAAAGUUCACAAAAAGUCUUAGGAACCCAUGUGAUAUACCGUAAUCCAGGAGACGGUAAAUGCAAAGAGCCAGUGAAGAAUUUUCCUUUACCAGUGGGACAAAGUCAUCUAAACAAUCCUCUAUAUUCAGUAAUCUGCCAAAUUCCGACACUAGAAAAUAAGCAACUUUUAUCAGGUGACGAAAACACCAAGAUGACAACUGCUUUAAAAGGCUCUGCGCUCGAAAGUUUCAAGAAGUCUACGGCAUCAGCUGAAGAUUUUUCCCAAGCUCGAGAAGAAUCUUAUAUCUAUUCUGAAAUUGGAACAGAAAUAUCCCCAAACAAUUAUCAACAUCCAAGCACAAACGCAAAGAGUUUUUCACUUGAAGAGAAUGUCACGAUUUAUUACACUGUACAGGUCCCUCCUCUUCCAAGAGUAGGCUGAAGGAACAGCCAAAUUCUUAAGCACAUACAAUUCUUAAAGGGGACCCAAGCCUUUGUUAAAAACACAAAGGUGCAGAAGUGCUGCUCAGAGCACUGUGUACCCUCAGCUUUCUUUGGCUAUGCUCGGCUUUUCUAGGUUGUUGAGCAUGGAUCCACAGAAAGGUUUAGGCAACCCAGGUAAUGGUGGGUGAUUUGUAAAAAAAAUCUCAAUCUUUUUAAUUUAAGGACAAUUUUAAGCUCGACUUUGAUUUUUCUGGCAAAAACAUUUUUAUUUGUAUGCUGAUGUAUCUAUAUUUUUUGCAGUAGAAAUUCCAUUUUUAGUGACAUCAUUUUGGGAUAUAUAACUUACUGACUAACUUUUUUGAUGCAGUUAAUGGAAGCAAAGCUAUUUCAGUAUAGUUUUUUUUUUUUUACUUUAAAUUUAGAUUGUGCAUAGUGCAGUAUAACUAGCAUGUUAGUUUUAUUCUAUGGGUCAGUAUGAUUACGAUGAUACCAAAAAUGGAUAGUGUUUCGUUUUUUUACUACUUUGGCACAGUAAUCAUAGAAACAUAAAAUGUGUCGGCAGAUAAGAACCAUUUGGCCCAUCUAGUAUGCCCAAUAUACUAAAUACUAUGGAUAGCCCCUGGCCCUAACUUAUAUGAAGGAUGGCCUUAUGCCUAUCCCAUGCAUGCUUA
Bufo gargarizans (Asiatic toad) is the source of this 1864-nucleotide messenger RNA. RefSeq lists its product as uncharacterized. Lineage: Eukaryota; Metazoa; Chordata; Amphibia; Anura; Bufonidae. Bases 256 to 1191 code for a protein of 311 amino acids. The record is from RefSeq and is a predicted model, not a curated record. The transcript is spliced from 8 exons.